This is a messenger RNA of Grammomys surdaster, 2250 nucleotides long. RefSeq names its product xyloside xylosyltransferase 1 (gene Xxylt1). Gene Ontology annotation, molecular function: UDP-xylosyltransferase activity. The transcript is spliced from 4 exons. Bases 92 to 1267 code for a protein of 391 amino acids. NCBI's taxonomy places the organism in Eukaryota, Metazoa, Chordata, Mammalia, Rodentia, Muridae. The record is from RefSeq and is a predicted model, not a curated record.
GCCCCCGCUAUGGCCGCCGCCGGCUGCCGGGCUUGGGGCCCUGGAGUGCAGCUUUGAGUGGGCCCGGCUGCUGGGCCGCCGGCUCCGGCGCAUGGGCCUCCGAGGCGGGGCCGCGUGCGCUCGGGCCAUGGCGCGUCUGGGCGCGGUGCGCUCGCACUACUGCGCGCUGCUGCUGGCCGCGGCGCUGGCGGUGUGCGCCUUCUACUAUCUGGGCUCGGGGCGGGAGACCUUCUCCAGCGCCACCAAGAGGCUGAAGGAGGCCCGCGCCGGGGCCGCCGCACCCACGCCGCCCGCGCCGGAGCUGGCCCGGGGCUCCAUGGCGCCGGCCUCGGGUGCCAAGGCCAAGAGCCUGGAGGGCGGCGUGGCGGGUCCAGUGGACUACCACCUGCUGAUGAUGUUCACCAAAGCGGAGCACAACGCGGCGCUGCAGGCCAAGGCUCGAGUGGCGCUGCGCUCCCUGCUGCGCCUUGCCAAGUUCGAGGCGCACGAGGUGCUUAACCUCCACUUCGUGAGCGAAGAGGCCAGCCGCGAGGUGGCCAAGGGCCUGCUGCGGGAGCUCCUGCCGCCCGCCGCCGGCUUCAAGUGCAAGGUCAUCUUCCAUGAUGUUGCUGUGCUGACAGACAAGCUCUUCCCUGUCGUGGAGGCCAUGCAGAAGUACUUCAGUGCUGGCUCAGGGACCUACUACAGCGACUCCAUCUUCUUCCUCUCAGUUGCUAUGCACCAGAUCAUGCCCAAAGAGAUCAUGAGGAUCAUUCAGCUGGACCUUGACCUGAAGUAUAAGACCAACAUCCGAGAGCUGUUUGAGGAGUUUGACAACUUCCUGCCAGGUGCUGUUAUCGGCAUAGCCAGAGAGAUGCAGCCUGUGUACAGACACACUUUCUGGCAGUUCCGCCAUGAGAACCCCAACACCAGAGUUGGGGACCCUCCGCCUGAAGGACUCCCUGGCUUCAACAGUGGAGUAAUGCUGCUGAACCUGGAGGCCAUGCGCCAGUCUCCACUCUACGGCCAUCUGCUGGAGCCUGCGUGGGUACAGCAGCUUGCUGACAAGUACCACUUCCGGGGCCACCUGGGGGACCAGGACUUCUUCACCAUGAUUGGCAUGGAGCACCCUGAACUCUUCCAUGUGCUGGACUGCACCUGGAACCGGCAGCUGUGCACCUGGUGGAGGGACCAUGGCUACAGCGAUGUUUUCCAGGCAUACUUUCACUGUGAGGGCCACAUCAAGAUCUACCAUGGCAACUGCAACACGCCUAUCCCGGAGGACUAGGCACCAGCUCACCCGCUGUGCCAGUGGGGCUCCCGGGCCUGGGGAAGAAAGAGAGACUCUGCUAGGUGGCCCUUUAGGGGCCAGGUGCUGCAGACCUCCCAGUGGUAGCCUGUCCAGCUGCCAUCCAAAGAAGCUCAGCUGAGCCCUGCUGGCGCUCAGGCUGUUCCUCCAGGGCAUCCUGAAGGACAGAGGCAGGUGUCUUCCAGUAGGUGGUUGAAGAUAUGAAAGGAAGGAGAAUUGCACCCUUGUCCACAUGGAAUCAAAACCUUUGUGAAGAACUGGCUUUUGUUAGACCAAAUAAGCAUUUUGAGCAGCAGGCUCUAAUGCUGUGAGCAAACAGGUGGGUGCUGCUAUGACCCGCAGUGAGCACGGAAUUCAUGGGUCAGGGUUUUAACAGGAGCCCAGAGCUUAAGCCUCUGAAGAAAUGCCACAAUCCCACAUCCUUUCCCAGGAGGCUUUGCACCUCCUCCGGAUGUUCAUGUUCAUGGUGCAGGCUUCCAGAGCAGUGUCUCUUUAGAUAAGCCUGGGCUAUAAUAAUCCCUCAUUAUAGUGUUCCCAGCUCUUAUCCCACCAUAUCCCAGAAGCACAUCUUCUCUUGUCCAUCUGCCUGCUCCAGGUGACCUGACAAUACUAAGGAAUCAAGUCUAUCCUCAAGGAGCACUAGAUUCACUCAAGGAGCAGCCUACCAGCUCACAAGUACAACUGGGUAGGCUUGGGAAGGGUUGGCCUCCUGGUCCCAUUGUAGUCUCUGGAGAGGAAAAAAAAAAACAAACUCCUAAUUUCCACUGCACCAUGCAGCCCCUACCCCUUCCCAGAAGUGAGUGCCAUUUCUCGGUGUGCUUGGGAAGUCAGCAGCUCACAUGAAGUCCCCACAGGCCACGUCUGUACAGUCCAGCUCAUGUCCCAGGCAAGAAAUGUGAGAUUCUUAUUGUAUAUUCUUUCAGUACCACGAGUGACACUAGCUAAUAAAUAGUCUUUGAGAA